Messenger RNA from Neoarius graeffei (lesser salmon catfish), 3278 nucleotides. RefSeq lists its product as uncharacterized. Gene Ontology annotation, molecular function: fatty-acyl-CoA binding. Lineage: Eukaryota; Metazoa; Chordata; Actinopteri; Siluriformes; Ariidae. Gene Ontology annotation, cellular component: Golgi membrane. The record is from RefSeq and is a predicted model, not a curated record. The coding region runs from base 59 to 1363 and encodes 434 amino acids. The transcript has 8 exons.
UCCCCUAACCGUGCGUGUCUGCGUUCGCGUCACACUGAAGGUGCGCCAGUGUCGCGUCAUGGCUGCGCCAGCGCCUGAAGACGGAUUAAAGAAAACUUCCAAACAGGAGCAGAUUAUUUCUGAAGAAAAUGAAAAUCCACCUGGGAAAAAUGAGGAGCAGAAAAAGUGGAGUGUCGAAAAUAACUGGGGCUUCUCUUUAGAGGGAAUAUUCGGACUGGCACUUAAAUUUUUUAAAGAGAUGAACGGCAAGGCUUUCAAUCCAACAUAUGAAGAAAACCUACUGUUUGUUGCACUUCAGAAACAAAUCUUCCUUGGUCCUUAUAAUCCAAAGGUUUGCCCUGAGAUUGGGUUCUUUGACGUCCUGGGGAAUGACAGAAGGAAAAAAUGGGCAGAGCUGGGCAGCACAGGUAAAGAGGAUGCCAUGGAGGAGUUUGUGAAGCUUCUGAACUCCUGCUGUAGCCUUUUUUCUCCGUACAUCACAUCUCAUAAGAUUGAGAAGGAGGAACAUGAAAGGAGAUUAAGACAGGAAGAAGAGGACAAGAGGACAGAGGAGGCUGAAGGCUUACUACACAACCAGCAGAAGCAACAGGUCAUGGUUGCUCUGAAUGAAAACACACCAGUGCAGUUCCUGCAGAAUGCAAGACAGUUGUCCAAAAGCUCAGAACAGCAGCUGCUCAUGCAACAGCCUCAAGAGCAACAUUAUCAAGAGUUUAUACAGCGAGCCCACUGUACACACCAAGUCAAACAGGACACAGCUGAAGCCCCAUCACCAGAUUCAAGGUCCAUCAGCCAGUCAGAAUCAUCACCGAAGAAAACAUCUGAAGCAAACCCCAAACAGUGUCAUUUAUUCAUAGACAGCAAAUCAGGAGAAGUGCCCAUCAUGGCGCCCUCCAUGUGGACAACGCCUCAGAUAAACGAAUUUAAGGUGAGGACGCAGCAGGAUGCCGAGUCCGUGAUCACGGUCAGGAGAGGCGAAGUGCUAACUGUGCACAUCCCGACUCAUACCGAUGGCUCCAAGUUCUUCUGGGAAUUUGCCACUGAUUACUAUGACAUUGCUUUUGGCUUGUACUUUGAGUGGCCAAACACAGUAAACGGUGUGAGAACUGAGACAUUUGUGGAGUCUAUACCUGAAAUCCAAGAGGCAGGUCAGACUGAAGAGACAAAAAACUCUGCGAAGAAAACUACAAACGAAGUUCCUCGGGUUAGCGAGGUGGUGCCACUCUUUCGGCGAGACAGCCAUGAGAACGUAUACGCAGGCAGCCACCAGUACCCAAGCCAAGGAGUUUACUUGCUCAGAUUUGACAAUUCUUAUUCAUUCUGGAGGUCAAAGGUUGUGUAUUACAGAGUCUACUACACCAAUUAGAUUUAUCACACGUGGAUAUGCCUUGUCUCCCAAAGCCUGAGCACUGAACUCCUCACACACACCAUGAAUUUCUCAUUUAAAUAGUGAGAGAAGUGAAAACACUUCCACAGACACUACAGUGUGUGCAGACUGGCGUAAACUGUGCUUAUCUUUUUAAUGGCUGAGAUGGAAGGUUCAGAGCAAAGGUCUGUGCCUUUAUUUUUUUUUUUACUAGAAGCUCAACGGAUCCUGAACUAUGCAUUAAAAAUAACCAACAUGAAGAAAGCAGUAUUUUCUGAUAUACAAUUAGAUAGAUGAUUGAUUGAUUGAUUGAUUGAUUGAUUAUGGAAGUAAAAAUAUUCCAGAUUUUCACGAUUAGGGCUGUGUUGAGCAUGACAGCAAUCCAGUGCUGUAGAAGACUCUCUCAAAGGCUAAUAUAUAUAUAAAUGUGUGCAAAUCCAAGCAAUAAUCUUCCCACGUAUGCUUAGAAUUAGGAGGCUGGAGUAACAACAAGCUGUAAAACUGUGGGAUGUGUUCUCACAACACCUUAAACCAUACAGGUAAUUAAUUAGUGGAGUUGUCACUACAUUUCCAUUUUUAAUAAUGGUCAAUGUUAUUAGUCAAAGUUUGGGAUUUGUUUUGCACAAAAUCUUGAUAGUUUUCCCAGAACCUUGUCUUGAUAAGACUUCUUGAUGCUGGGGUUUUCCAGGAACAGCUGAAUAUAUAUAUCUAUAUCUAUCUAUCUCUCUCUCUCUCUCUCUCUCUCUCUCUCUCUCUCUCUCUCUAUAUAUAUAUAUAUAUAUAUAUAUAUAUAUAUAUAUAUAUAUAUAUAUAUAUUCAGUGUUCCCAGUAUGCAGUGUUUUGGUAUGUACCAAAAGUGGUCUGAGGAAGGACAAUUGGUGAACUAGCGACAGGGUCAUAGGUGUUGAAGGCUUACCGAUUUGCAUGGGCCACGUAGGCCAGCCCAUAUGGUCCAAGCUCCCACAGAAGAGCUACUGUAACAAACUGCUGAAGGAAAAAAAAAUUAAUGCUGGCUAAAAUAGAAAGAGGUCAAUGAGCCUUUGACACCCAUGACCCUGUCGCUGGUUCACUGGUUGUCCUUCCUUGGACCACUUUUGGUAGGUACGAACCACUGCAUUCCAGGAACACCCCACAAGAUGUGCCAUUUUGGAGAUGCUCAGACCCAGUGACCUUGCCAUCACAAUUUGGCCCUUGUCAAAGUUGCUCAGAUCCUUAUGCUUGCCCAUUUUUCCUGCUUCCAACACAACUUCAAGAACUGACUGUUCUCUUGCUGCCUAAUAUAUCCCACCCCUUGACAGGUGCCAUUGUAAUGAGAAUCAAAUGUUCUUCACUUCACCUAUCAGAGUUUUUAAUGUUAUGGCUGAUCAGUGUACCGUAUAUACUGCAAUCAUGAGACACUUUACUUAUACACAGGUGAACUCAUCAACUUGUGUAAAUUUGGUGCAACCUGGCUGCACCAGAACCAAUUUCAAGGUUUCGUAGCAACCAGAAUAAAUACUUAUGCAAUCACAACUGUAUUGAUUUUCAUUAUUAUGGACUUGGCUGUCAUGUACAUUCAUGGCACACAAUCACACUGAAGGCUAAUUCAGUUCCAGCUGAAACACGACACAAUGUGGAAAACUUCAAGGUUAAUACAUAUGCAAGGAACUGUAUCUCAGUGGGGGACAGUUAUUUUCAUCUCAGUUCGAUAAACCAGAUCUACAGUAGUCCUUAUACUGUUUACAUUAAUAUUAACUAUGACCGAGAGUCAAGCAACAGAAAUUUGUUGUACUUUAUUUAUGAUUACAUGUAAUGGUUAAAAGGUCCAAAGUGUGAUUUUUGUAAAAACUGUAACUGAGCAAGAGAUUUAAAUGUUCUAAUAUAAUAUAUGGAUGAUUAUCUGUCUGUCUUAUAAAUAAAUCUAACUGGUUACUUA